UUGUCCACCACUCGCUCCACCCAACUCAUCAUAAGCUACCGAGUUAACACACUUGUUCAGUGCCACUGAAACAGAGAGCACACAGACUGCGAGAGAUGCUGGAGAGGGCGAUCUCUGCACGCAGGGCGGCGCAGUUUAGCGAGGAAGGAGACGUGGACGACGAGUCCAAGACCCGAAAGCCCGUUUUGCUCGCUACGAGGGUCGCCAAAUACUUGACCCGAACCGGGCACCUCUGGCCCUUUCUCUUCCUCUGUGUCGUCUUCGUCUUGAUCUUUUCUCUCUUCGUUCACUCUCGAGAUCUGGUCUGUGUCUCGUCGUCCUCCAACCCCAUUUCUCGCUUUCGAUUCUUCGGCUUCGAUGACCUCGAAUCUGAUUUCGGAUCCCUCGGCGUGCCCUGGUGCAGGUCGAAACAGGGAAAAACGGUUGAUUGGACAUCCAAGGAUCUACUCAAGGGCCUGGAAGAGUUCAUACCGAUCUAUGAAACACGACCCAUCAAGAACAACAUGUUCGGUAUGGGUUUCGAUCACAGCUUUGGGCUUUGGUUCAUUGCCCGAUGGCUGAAGCCGGACCUGAUGAUUGAGAGUGGUGCUUUCAAGGGACAUUCUACAUGGGUUUUGCGGCAAGCAAUGCCAGAUAAACCAAUUGUGUCACUUUCACCCCGCCAUCCUGAGAAAUACCUCAAAAAGGGACCUGCUUAUGUUGAUGCAAAUUGCACAUACUUUGCUGGCAAGGACUUCGUGGAUUUUGGGAGCGUUGACUGGGGGAGUGUAAUGAAGAAACAUGCAAUUACAGAUCUUAGUCGGGUUCUUAUCUUUUUUGAUGACCAUCAGAAUGAACUAAAAAGACUAAAGCAGGCCCUAAAAGCUGGCUUCAGACAUCUUGUCUUUGAGGACAACUAUGAUACUGGAACUGGAGACCAUUAUUCCUUAAGGCAGAUAUGUGAUCAAUUUUAUAUAAGAGGCGGUGGUCAUAGCUGCUUUAAAGAAAGCGACGAAGCUAGGACUAGAUCAAGAAGGAAGAAAUUCUGGGAGAAGGCAGUUGAUAUAGAAGAGUUAUGUGGGCCGGGAGAAGCAUGGUGGGGUGUAAGAGGUCAGAUGCGGGAUGACUUUAGCCAUAGUAAUAAAUCAAUUACCUACGCUGAACAUUUUCAGAACAGCAGAUUUGUAGAAUCAGUGCUUGAUGUUUAUUGGGAGCUUCCCCCAGUGGCUGGUCCUUCACUUACUCAUCAAACGAGAUAUGAUCCCGCUCGUACGCCCAGUCCUAUUGUUGAGGACGGCAGGUUUGCUUUGUUCCAGAGGCUCGGCCUGACUAGAUUCGAGGCUUCUGUAUUCAAUGGAUAUACUCAAAUGGUAUAUCUUCAGAUAUCUGAACAUGAAUCCUAAAGCUGUUAGAAGUAGAUGUGAAAUGAGCUGCUUCACUAGCUGCAUGAAUUUAGUGUUAAUGUGUUGUUCAUUUCAUUUGGGUUUCCUUUCUUUCUUUCUUUCUUUCUUUCUUUCUUUCUUUCUUGGAGUUUGAACUUUACAAAGUCAUUUCUUACCACACCUUUUCUAAGAAAUUAGUAGUUUUGGUUGUUAUUAUAUUUACUGCUUACUCUUCCUUUUUGGCUA
Messenger RNA from Cornus florida, 1607 nucleotides. RefSeq lists its product as uncharacterized. Lineage: Eukaryota; Viridiplantae; Streptophyta; Magnoliopsida; Cornales; Cornaceae. Bases 96 to 1382 code for a protein of 428 amino acids. The transcript has 4 exons. The record is from RefSeq and is a predicted model, not a curated record.